UUUGGGGACAUGGAAAAAGUGUCAGUGAAGGAGGGAGAUUCUCUCACUCUACACACUGAUAUCACUGAAAUACAGAGGAUCUUUUUAUUGAUGUGGAUGUACAGAUCUCAAAACACUAUCAUUGCUAAAAUCGAUGGUAAAACGCAGACAGUCUCAUUAUACAAUGUUGAUGAUGGGAGGUUUGAAGACAGACUGGAGCUGAACAAUAAGACUGGAUCUCUGAGCAUCAGUGACAUCAGAACCAAACACUCUGGAGAUUAUCAUCUAAAGAUCAUCAGCAACGAGACUUUCCUCAAGACAUUCAGUGUUACUGUCCAUGAUGUGAUUUUUGCCGGGUUAGAAAACAAGAAAGAAGGAGAUUCUGUUACUCUACACACUGGUGUUACUGAUUCACAGAAACAUGAUCUAAUACAAUGGACAUUUGGACCUACAAAUCCAGACAGUCUUAUAGCUGAAAUGAAUAUUAAGAUUCAUGAGAUCACACUGAAUUCAGAUGAUAUAUUCAGAGGGAGACUACAUCUGGAAAAUCAGACGGGAUCUCUCACCAUCAGAGACAUCAGAACCUCAGACGCUGGAGUUUAUCAACUACAGAUCUCCAACAGUAAAGAAACACUAUACAAGAGAUUCAGUGUUUUUGUUGCUGUUCCAGAUCCGGGUCUGUCCACUGGUGAUAUUGUGCUGAUUUGUUUUUGUGUCCUUCUGUUAGUGGCUGCAGCUUUGGGUGUGAUGUGCUACAAGUUAAAAUACUCUAAAAAACAGAAAGAAAAGGAGACUGUGUCCGUUAAGGAGGGAAAUCCUGUCACGCUAGAAACUGGGGCAGUCGAGAUCCAGAGAGACAAAGUGCUCUGGAUGUUUGGACCUCAAGAAAUAGUCAUCGCUCAAGUCGACAAAAAUGGCAGUAACAUCUCAUACACCGAUGAUGAGGAAUUCAGAGACAAGCUACAGCUGGACCAUCAGACUGGAGAUCUGACCAUCAGCGACAUCAGGAUCCCAAUCUCUGGAGAUUAUCAGAUGAAGAUCACCAGCAGUAAAGCGACAAAAACAAAGACAUUCAAAGUUAUUGUAAGAGAGGACACAUGGAAAUUCACAGAAGGAGAAUCUGUCCAUCUGCAGACCGGUGUUACUGAAAUACAGAAAGAUGAUUUGAUACUGUGGAGGUUUGAACCUAAAAAUGCCCUUAUCGCCAAAAUCGAUGGACUGACCAAUGAGAGCAGUGUCUACGAUGAUGAUGACGGAUUCAGAGACAGAUUGGGGCUGGACAAUCGAACUGGAGAUCUCACCAUCAUGAACACUAAAAGCACUGACUCUGGAGUUUAUGAACUGCAGAUCAAGAGCAAAAAUAAAAUCUCCUACAAGAAAUUCAACGUUCUUGUUUUGCUGAACACACUGAAAUAUACAGUAGGAGAUUCUGCCACUCUACAAACUGGUGUUACUGCACUGAACAAAGAUGACCGGAUAUUGUGGAAGUUUAGUGAUGAAGACAUUUUCAUAGCUGAAAUUAACCGAGCCACCAAUCAGACCAAAUUAUACGAAGGUCCUGAUGGUCGAUUCAGAGACCGACUGCAGUUAAACCAGAGAACUGGAGAUCUGACCAUCAGGAACAUCAGCAGAGCUCAUUCAGACGUUUAUACACUUCAAAUCACCAGCGGCAAAAAGAGCACAUGCAAGAGAUUCAUGGUUAUUGCUCAUGAGAAGACUGUGUCUGGGAUGGAGGGAGAUUCAGUCAUGCUUGACAACGAUAUUGAAAUACAAAAAGAUGAUCUGUUGCUGUGGAUGUUUGGACCUGAAGACAGUCUCAUCGCUAGAGGAGAAAGAAAUAAAGCAAUUUUCAGUACAAGUUUCAGUACAAUUUACUCCACUGAAGGGAAAUUCAGAAACCGACUGAACCUGGAUCAGUCUGGAUCUCUGACCAUCACAAACAGCACAACUGAACACACUGGAGUUUAUAAACUAUUGGUCAUCAGCAGCCGAGAGACCAAAUACAAGAGAUUCAAAGUUACAAUCCGUGGGAGUGAAAGAAGUCCAGAUGGGGGGCCUGAGCAAGUGGGGACCCCAUUAAUGCAAAUUACAACACCAUAACCAUAAUAGAAAACAUUAAUUCAGAUAGUAUUGCACAUUUUAGAUGACAUUACAUACCCAAUGAGAGUGAUUGUUUUCUUAAUUAUUUAACUUUGGAGUUUGUGGAAAAGGCGACAUAUAACAGUAUUUGGUUCAACUUGUAUAUAUUUUGUUAUACAUUAAUUUACUUUACUAAAUCAGUUUGUGAGUAAAUGAACUUUAUACAAC
Molecule: messenger RNA, 2286 nt
Organism: Carassius auratus (goldfish)
Lineage: Eukaryota; Metazoa; Chordata; Actinopteri; Cypriniformes; Cyprinidae
Exons: 8
Coding region: 10-2079 (689 amino acids)
Source: RefSeq, a predicted model, not a curated record